Messenger RNA from Lachancea fermentati, 1089 nucleotides. The record is from the annotation of a GenBank genome assembly. NCBI's taxonomy places the organism in Eukaryota, Fungi, Ascomycota, Saccharomycetes, Saccharomycetales, Saccharomycetaceae.
AUGGACCCUGUCAACGCCCUUCAUUACGUCACUAAACGAGAUGAAGAUACAUGUGAGAACUCAAGUGAUUACGAUGGUCGCGAUAACCUGAGAGUGUUAGCACUGUUCAUCAUUUUGAUAUCUUCAUCUCUUGGCUCAUUCUUCCCAAUUCUAUCGUCUAGGUACUCUUUCAUUAGAUUGCCUAACUGGUGCUUUUUCAUUGCUAAGUUUUUCGGUUCUGGUGUUAUCGUCGCAACUGGUUUCAUCCAUUUGUUGGAGCCUGCCAAUGAUGCUUUAACUAAUCCUUGUCUCACAGGCACAUUCGAAGAUUAUCCUUGGGCUUUCGGUAUCUGCUUAAUGUCUUUGUAUGUUCUAUUUUUGGUGGAAAUCGUUACACAUUUCUUUGUCGCCAAAGUUAGCGCCAAAGAAGAUGUCGAGGUGGAAGAUAAAGAGUUUAAAGCUAAUGACGAAGAGUCAAGCAUAAUUGAGCAGGAAGAAGUUCGUAGGACUGAAAAGAUUUCAAGCAUUCCCGGAGAAGAUCAUUAUGGUCACGAUAAUGUUCAUCAAGAUUUGGCUCAGGCCAACACCUUAGCAGCUUCAAAGCAAAAGGAAAAAUAUUUGAAUCAAAUUGUGUCCGUUUUCAUUUUAGAAUUUGGUGUUAUCUUUCACUCUGUCUUCAUCGGUUUAUCCUUAGCAGUCUCUGGUGACGAAUUCAUUACCUUAUUUAUUGUAUUGGUGUUUCAUCAAAUGUUUGAAGGUCUUGGUUUGGGUACAAGAAUUGCUGAGACCAAUUGGGAAGCCAAGAGAUGGUACACACCUUGGUUGUUGGCUCUUGGUUACAGUUUGUCCACGCCUAUUGCCAUUGCGAUAGGUCUAGGAGUGAGACAUUCUUUCUCCCCAAAUUCCAGAAAGGCAUUGAUUUCCAACGGUUGUUUCGACGCUAUCUCGGCAGGUAUCCUAAUCUACACUGGGUUAGUCGAGUUGAUGGCCCAUGAAUUUUUGUAUUCAAACCAAUUCAAGGGUGAAAACGGAUUUCGUAGAAUGAUUUUUGCGUUUAUAAUCAUGGCUGCCGGCUCAGGAUUGAUGGCGCUUUUGGGUAAGUGGGCCUGA